Messenger RNA from Fusarium vanettenii 77-13-4, 1275 nucleotides. RefSeq lists its product as uncharacterized. The record is from RefSeq and is a predicted model, not a curated record. The coding region runs from base 1 to 1275 and encodes 424 amino acids. Gene Ontology annotation, cellular component: membrane. Gene Ontology annotation, biological process: transmembrane transport; metal ion transport. The transcript is spliced from 4 exons. NCBI's taxonomy places the organism in Eukaryota, Fungi, Ascomycota, Sordariomycetes, Hypocreales, Nectriaceae. Gene Ontology annotation, molecular function: metal ion transmembrane transporter activity.
AUGACUGAUAAUUCGCCCGAUUGUGUGCCAUUGAAGGCUCGGGUUUGGGAUAAGAGCAAAAAUGACUGGCGGGAUGAAACAAUCACGCCAACCCAACUUCAUGGCUCAAACAUUCUUCCUGUCCUCCAAUCUGACUCACACGUUGUCGUAAUCUUCGCCGACGCAGACAAGGUCCGCGAGUGCCCCUCAUGUCGCCGAUGUUUCACCACCCAAUUCCAGAUGCCACAGCUAUGGUGGUCAAACUACGCCAAAAAGUCCAACGGUCACUUUGGCUGCGAGACAUUUAGAGACGCUGAAGGCACUGUUACAUCACUCAAUGCAUGGUCACGGUACCUCGUCAAGCAGUUACAUGAAGACGGGCAUUACUGGUACAAGUUUAACACACUUACCAGAUGGAUCGCUUCGUCUUACCAGACCAUUCUGCUGGUUUUUGAAUCCGAAAAGCAGUCCAAGCUCAGCGAGCUCAUCCCCAAAGGGCUGCUCGACGGGUCACACACCGAACCUCACCACGACCCCUUCUGGGUCCACGUCCGACUUCUUGAAGAGCUCUCAGAUCUACAGAACAACGCCGUCUGGACAGUGAGGACCGAGAUCCGCAAGGUCGAAAAGAAGGAGCAGCGCAGCAAGCCGGACCCCAACUACCGGAGCUUACACGACCUCGCGAGACACGCCAUCCACGUCUCCGAGACACUCGACGUAUCUUUGAAGACGGUCAAGUCCAUAGUCGAGCAGCACAAGACUCUCGAAGAGGAAACUUGGCGUGGCGGGAAGCCAAAGAAUGGGAGCUUUCGACAAGUCCGCGAGCGCCUGUUCUGGUACGAGCAUACCCUCGAAAGUCUCAAAUCUCGAGCCCUCUCCAACAAAGAAAGGCUGAUCAACGAGAUUCAACUCUCCUUCAACCUAGUCGCGCAGUACGACUCCGCCAUUUCCGUACAGAUCGGCCAGGCCACUCAGUCCGAUAGCGCAGCCAUGAAGACAAUCGCAUUCGCAACCCUGACUUUCCUCCCCGCGACGUUCAUCUCUGCUGUCUUUAGCAUGUCCUUCUUCAACAUCGACGAUGACACAGGAGAAUGGAGCGUUUCAAACAAAUUCUGGAUAUACUGGGUCAUUGCGAUACCCGUGACCUUACUCACGGCCGGAGGGUGGUAUUCUCGACGGAUCAUUGCUCCGCCACUGCGGAUCGGAGAAGAGGAGCGGCGGGCGAACAAGUUCAAAAAGUUGAAGAAACGCCUGGAGAAGUCUGGCAAGGAUGACGAUGCUUUAGAGAUGGUGUAG